AUGCUGCACCAGAUCCUGCAGGACAUGUACAUCGACCCCGAGGUCCUGGCGGAGCUGAGUGACGUGCAGAAGCACAUCCUCUUCUACAAGAUGCGGCAGGAGCAGCUGCGGCGCUGGCGGGAGCGCGAGGCGUGGGAUGCCUUGGCGGAGGCGGACGGCCUCAGGCCCCCGAAGGUCAAGCGAGCGGCCAGUGACAAGCACAUCCAGUGGCUCCUGGGGGCGGAUGGCGAGGUCUGGGUCUGGAUCAUGGGAGAAGGCCCUGGUGACAAGCCCUACGAAGAGAUCUCUGAGGAGCUGAUUGCAGAGAGGGCACGGCUGCAGGCGCAGAGGGAAGCAGAAGAGCUUUGGAGAAAGAAGGAGGCAGAGAUCACCAAGAAGUUCCGGGAUGCUCUGGCCAAUGAGAAAGCCCGGAUCCUGGCAGAGAAGUGGAAAGUGGAGAUGGAGGACCGCAAGGCUGCCAAAAUCCUGGAGGAACGAAUCCAUGAGGAAUUCAAGAGGAAAGAGGAAGAGGAGAGGAAGCGAGGAGAAGAGCAGAUUCGCCUGCAGGAGGAGCAGAGGGCGAAGGAACUCUACUGGUCCCUGAAGCAGGCGCAGCUGCAGAGCCAUGCCAGCGAGAAGGAGGAGCGGGAGUGGGCCGAGCAGCUGCGUCGCUCCAAGGAGGCCGAUGAGGAGAGGAGCCGCCGAGCCCAGCGUGCCCGGGACGAAUACCGGAGACACUCGCUUCGUGCCAUCCAGAAGGGCACCGUCGCGGGCCUCAGCUCCAGGUUCCAAGAGCUGGGACAGAGCCAGGAGCAGGAGGCGAGACUCAGUCAGCACCCGUCCAGCCCGGGGCCACUGUCCCCGCUGGCCUUGCCUGUUAGCAGGUCAUGGGAGCGUCCACUUCGGCCUCUCUCCAGAGACGUCAUUGUCCGCUGGUUUAAGGAGGAGCAGCUGCCGCGCCGGGCCGGGUUCGAGAGGAGCACCAGAUGCAUUGCCCCCUGGUUCCACGGAAUUAUCAGCCGAGAAGAUGCAGAAGAUCUCCUGGAGAACAUGACUGAGGGAGCCUUUCUGGUCCGGGUCAGUGAGAAAAUCUGGGGUUACACCCUCUCCUACCGCCUGCAGAAGGGGUUCAAGCACUUUCUGGUGGAUGCCUCUGGGGACUUUUACAGCUUCCUAGGAGUGGACCCCAAUCGCCAUGCCACGCUCACAGACCUCAUUGAUUUCCACAAGGAGGAAAUUAUCACUGUUUCAGGAGGAGAAUUGCUGCAGGAACCCUGCGGACAGAAGGACAGCCCACCAGACUACCAUUUGUUGUUUGAAUAAUUUUCUUUUACCCCUCAGCAAUUGGAUGACCUUGAGUAUUCUUU
This is a messenger RNA of Sorex araneus (European shrew), 1346 nucleotides long. It is a transcript of the gene SH2D4B, whose product is annotated as SH2 domain containing 4B. Lineage: Eukaryota; Metazoa; Chordata; Mammalia; Eulipotyphla; Soricidae. Gene Ontology annotation, cellular component: cytoplasm. The transcript is spliced from 9 exons. The record is from RefSeq and is a predicted model, not a curated record. The coding region runs from base 1 to 1302 and encodes 433 amino acids.